Messenger RNA from Aspergillus puulaauensis, 2745 nucleotides. RefSeq names its product DENN (AEX-3) domain protein. Gene Ontology annotation, cellular component: cytoplasmic vesicle. Gene Ontology annotation, biological process: regulation of Rab protein signal transduction. The record is from RefSeq and is a predicted model, not a curated record. NCBI's taxonomy places the organism in Eukaryota, Fungi, Ascomycota, Eurotiomycetes, Eurotiales, Aspergillaceae. The transcript is spliced from 3 exons. The coding region runs from base 1 to 2745 and encodes 914 amino acids.
AUGGGUCCGUCUCUGAGAGACCACUCCUUCUACGCCCGUCCGCCCACUCGCGAACGGCCAUCGACCCGCGACCAAGGGGAAAAUUCGCUGGUCGUUCCCAGUCGCACCUCCUCGCUACACUCCCGUAUUACACAACCGAUCCCUUCUCAGGCCAACCUAAAACCAGCACAACGAACGCCGAAAACGCUUACCCAUGCGUAUAUGGUAUGCGGUGUGGGCCGGGAACCCUCGCAAUGGGUGAAGGCACCUGCGCCUUCUCAGGGGAAGAUUGGACAUAUGAAGGGUGCAGUGGGUCAGUUUUGGUUGCCAGAGAUUUUGGGAAGCAGUCCCCGCCUGGAGCAGGACAAUGAAAUCGCAAAGUCUCUGCAUUCAGCAAUGAGGGCCUGCUUUCCUCACGAUGUCGAGAUUUGCACCGGCAAAAACCAACCACACUGCGUUCACCAUGCUUUCGUAUUACAGCAGGAUUCUUCUCACACUCUUUACGGAAUUGCCCUGCGCGUCUGGUCCCGCGCCGAUGAAAAGCGCGCCGAAACAAUCCGCGAACUGCGCAAGAAGACCGAGUCUGACUUUUACGACAACCCCGAAGAGACUUACUGGAUUCCAUACUGCCUGAGCUUCCUCUCCCGGUAUCCAUUGUACGAUUUACUCGGCGACUAUCUUCGUGGAAUGUGGAUCCACUGGAACAAGGCUACCAAUCUCUUCCACGCUGAAGAAGUCUCCCGCAUUCUCAGCUUCCCCGCGCCCCGCCUGAAUGACCUUGUUCGGAUCGACAUGAAGGAUUAUGCUCUUUGCUACCAAUUCCCAUCGUCUCCCACGGGCUUCCAGAACUUUUCCAUGUGGCCGUUGUUCACAUGCCUGUCAAUCCCUAACAUCGUUGGUGUCAUUGAGGCCGCUGUUUCUCCCACCCGCCGCAUCAUUUUCGUCAGCCACUACCCGGCGAUGCUCACUAUUGCCGCGGAAACUAUCCGUUACUGUGUGCGCAUUUACGAGUGGAGUGGUCUCUACGUGCCAAUGGUUCAUGCCCGUCAUAUCAAGGAUCUCGUCCAAGAACCCGGACCCUACAUUCUUGGUGUGACGGCGGAGUGCCGGACACUGUUUAACGCCCCAUCCGAUGCUCUCGUGGUAGACUUGGACCGCAACUUCGUGCUUACCUCCAGCCCACCAAACGUCUUGAACCCCAGCCAGCGCACAAAGUUCAUCAACCGCUUGACGCAGUCGUUGAACGGCGAUGUUUCUCCAACUGGUGUCCCGAAUCAUCUCCGCUCCGCAUACGCCGGCGGCAAGCUCAUCCCGGCUGGACAGAUCAUUGUCAUGCGGGGUGAGGUCGAGAGCAUUGAAGAACCCACGUGGUGGAACCAGGACUCCGUGAUGGGAGUCAUGGACCACGUUUGCGAGAAAUUGGGACGCAACACCGGCAUGAAAGCCAUUUUCGGCGGCUCAGUGAAGAAGCCUCUUAUGACCAAGGUCUCGAUGCGUCACCUCAAUGAGAUUGUGCGUGAACGUAACCAGUACUCGCGUGAUGCCAUGGAGGCAUGGCAAGACUUUAUCAACCUCAAGGGCCGCAUGGAUACGGAGAUUGGCAAGGUCACCAAGCGCAACAACUUCUUGGUUGAGGAGUUGGAGACUUGGAAACAACAGUUCCUUAAGUUCCAGGCCUUCGCUGAGCAGCUCACCAAGGAAACCAGCGAACUCAAGGCUAAGAUCGAGAACCACAAGCGCGAGAACCGCCGCCUUUCUGGCCUUAUUGAUCAACAGAAGGACGAUGUCGCUCGUCUUACUCUGCGCCUUUCUGGCACUGAGAAGCAGCGUGACGAUGCUCUUGAAGCCUUGGUUCUCCAGCAGGAGAUCGCAGAAGAGUUGGAGCGCGAGCGCAAGCGCAACCAGAAGGAACUUGCUGCCUUGCAGCACACCACCACCUCUCUUGCGCGCCAGCGUGAUGAUGCCCAGCGGGUUGUCCUGCACUUGCGUAGCUUGAUUAAUGGCAAGUCUCACCAUAUGGAACACCUUGUCCGCUCAAUCGGCAGCUCAGCCGACCUCAGUGAACUAGCUGAGCAGGAAGCUGCUGAGGAGGAGGAGACUGGAAAGCGCGCAGAGUCCGUGAAGGGCCGCAAGGAACCAAAGACAAAGGAAUCUAAGGCCGAGAUUGAUUCCUCAAAUGGUGUGUCGAACGUAAAUCCAGACAUGGAACAACAUUUGCUGAACAUUGAUAAAGGACAACGCAAUAUUGCGCGCCUCAGCGUGACUGAUGUCGCGGAUCGCUACCUGCGAGACAAGACAGAUGCCAUCUCCGACAUUAUCCGCAGCAUCAGUGAGCAGUGUGCCGCUGCCGUCGAGGGCUUGCAACUUGCCCAAGAUGCGGAGGAUGGCGAUUCUGUGACUGGAAAAUCCAACCAUGACGAGAACCACCUUGAAGCUGCGCGGGGUCUGUCGACUCCCCGAGAGGGUAGCGAAAUGGGUGACAGCGAGAGCAGCACCCUUCACCCCGAUGGGCGAACAAGCGUUCCCCCCACUCCUGACUUGAUCCACAACCGGUCAAGCACAUCGAUGUCGAUGAUCAGCAGUUCAACUUUCCCAGAGAGGUCUAGCCAGCAGUAUGGACCGGGUGAGAUCCCAACCCGGAUCGUCGAGGAUGAUGACGAGCAUGCCCAUGAGACGGAUGGCAUGGAUGGCCAAACCGAGACUGGCACACUUUCCAAGCAAGCCAGUGAGGACCUCAUGCGAUCCACCCCUCGCAUGCUCGCGUAA